Schistosoma turkestanicum is the source of this 5625-nucleotide messenger RNA. Lineage: Eukaryota; Metazoa; Platyhelminthes; Trematoda; Strigeidida; Schistosomatidae. The record is from the annotation of a GenBank genome assembly.
AUGACAGAUUCACAAAUUCUCCUUCCAAUAAUGACAAUUAAAGGACAUGAAAUGGACAAUACAUUACAAAUGGAUGAAUCAGUAGAUAAUGAAAAUUAUAUCGGUGAUUCUUGCGAAAAUUUAGAUGAAGUCAACAUAUCAUUCAUGUCAAAUGAUCAAUCACAGAAGGUAACCAAUCAGCAUGAAUUCGAACAUCACGAAACUCUUGAUCAACAUCAGUUCAGUGUUCAACAUUCUCCUUGUAAUCUUGAAAAUGAAAACAACCAUGUGAAAAAUAAUUCUGACGAAACACUAUCUAAUAAUAAUAAUAAUACGACUGACAUUAAAAUGGAUACAACGGAUGACAUAAAAAAAGAUGAUAACUCUAUGAAUAGUUAUCGAGUGAACAAUAAACAACAAUUUAAAGAAACUCAAUCAUCAAAUUGUCAUCAACAAUUAACAAAACUUAACAAAUCGUCCAGUGGUUCAAUUAGUACUGAUACACCGACAAAUACAACAACUACAACUACUACCACUACGAAAGCAUGCGCUAAAAAGUCGUUUGUAUGGAAAUAUUUUCAUCAUCCUGAAAUCAAACAUGGUAUACCAGAUCGUAGCCGAACACAAUGUAUACUAUGCGAUAGUCAAUUAGCUUUUAAUGCAUCUGGUACAACAACAACCAUGUUAAAUCAUUUAAAAAGUCGACAUGGUGAAAUUGCUGAACAAGAAGAGACAUUACGUCGAUUCAAUCGAGAUUCGAGAAAGAAUCAACUACGUACUAAUAUGAUGUUAUCAUCUAAUGAUUGUAAAUUAUCAUCAUCUAAUGUGAACAGUAGUAAUCCAACAAUGGCAAAUAAUGAAAUAAUCAAUUCAUUUAAUGAAAAUAUACAAAUUACACGAAAUCUAUCAACAAAUCUUAUAAAUGGUAAUAAUAAAUACGGUCGUGGUACACUAUCAGUCGGUCAACGUGGACGGCCUCCAGGAUCAGGUAGAAGACAAAAAACAAUGCACUCUUCCAAAUUAAAUGAGAAUGUGGAUUUUGUAACUCAAGAUACAAUGACGAAUGGUCAUUUAAAAGUGGAAGGAAAUGCAGUUUAUCCAGUUACUAAUUAUCAAACAACAUUAUCUGAUCAACAGAAAGCUUUCUUAAAUGAAAUGUUAUUAUCAGCUGCUGCAGCAGCAUCUGGUUCGACAGUCAGUGGAACAAAAAGUGAAAAUCGACUGAAUGGAAGUUUCACCAACCAAACAUCAUCACCAUCUGCAACUUCAUCUCCGUCAUUUUUCGCAUCACCUGCAUUAAUAGGGCAAAUACCGAUAAAUGAUUCACAUCCUAUAAAUACACCUUUUACACUACUGAAUAAUAUUACCGGAUUGCCAAAUAUGCCAUUUCAAUUAUCCAUGAAUGCACCAUAUAUCAAUUGUCCAGCUGGAUUGACAACACCUUUGUCAACAACACUAGCUAUUCAUGAAUUAUCACCAUCGUCCAGUUCUGGUUUGGGCUUGAGCAAUGUAAAUAGUCCAUUUGAAACAUCGACAAAUACAGCCACUACAUUGCCUAAUACUAUCUUUAUGUCAUCACCAUCAUCCUCUUCGUCGCCUACUAAUUCUCUGGGAUAUCGUAGUAUCACAUCACCGGGUGGUUGUAGUGGUGGCGGACAAUCAAAUGCGAACACACAAAAUAAUCAUUUAUCGAAUAUGCGAAGUACACAUAAAAUUCAAGAAGCCAAUCAUUUACAUCCAAAUAAUACUCUAGUGAAUGAUCAAUCUUUGAAUUUGAUGAAUCCAUGUAAUAGUAGCAGUCAUGAAGUUACUAAUUUAUCAUUGAACAUGCAAAAUUUAACUCAGGAUAAAGAAAAAUUCGUGAAUUUGACUAGUGAAAACAAUGAGAAUAUUUUUAAUAUAACACAACUGAAUAAAACAACAAAUUCCUCUAAUAUUCCAUCAACAGGAAUGAAUACUGAUAGUGUUAAUUCAUUAUCCGUGUUAAAUUGUCCAUCAGAUAUGAUGAUGUCAGCUUUGGGAAAUUUUGUUAAUUUGAUUCCAUCUGUUAAUAAUUUGUUAAAUGAAACUACCACUAACAAUCUCAAAAAUAGUGGUAUGAAUAAUGGGACAACAAUGAAUCGACCUGAUGAAGUGAAUCAGUUAAAUCAUCUUACUAGUCAAUUACCAAAAACAAUCAUGCCGUCAGUAUCACCUCAACAACAACAACAGCAACAACAACACCAACAACAAUUACGAAUGGCAAAUGCUUGGUUAACCAGUUUAACAAAUGGGAAAUUUCCCAAUUAUCCUAAUAAUUUAAUUGAUCCAUGUGUUAUGUUCAAUUUAUUAAAUUUAAAUCCGAAUACAAUAGGAAAUGAAUUGAAUAAGUUAAACACUGGUAUUACCAAUGUUGUAACAUCAGCAGAUUCAAAUUGUUCUGAAAGUUUGAAAACUAAAACAAACACUGUUGGUUUUAAUGCAUCAAAUUUAAAUCCACUCAGUAAUGAGAAUAAUAAUAAUAAUAAUAAUAAUAAUAAUAAUAAUAAUAAUACUUUUCCAAUGAAUUGUUUAAUAAAUAAUCAAAAUAAAAGAUUUAAUGAAGAAAUUGCAAUGAAUUGGUCAAAUAUUAACAAUUCCAUGUCUGUAGAUGCAAAUAAUGCAAAACUAAGUAGUGAUGCAACAUCUCAACCAAUAACAAGUACAUUGAAUAAUUUCUCGUCACUCUUUCAAUUAAAUAACGAUAUUGGGACAUCAGUUGGGAUGAAUUUGAUCAAUCAUCAACAGAUACAAUCAAUUAAACCUUUACAAGAUGGAGGAAAAACUACUGCCUUGUCAUCAUCAUCAACGUCAUCAUCACCACCCUCAUUGUCAUUAUCAUCAGUGAAUAGUGAAGUUGGCAGUUAUCAACUGAUGUCGAAAAUUUCACCUAAUAAUAAUAAUAAUAGUAAUAAUAGUAAUAAUAUAUCUUGUUUAUUCCCUAAUUUAACUUAUCCAUCAUUGGGACAAGAGAAAUUUUCUUACGAGAAUACACUGCCUUUCAUGAUCAAUGGUAUGAAUAAAGCAAUAGAAAUGAAAAACCAAGAAAUGACUGAUAUUUCAUUGGAUUUAACAACAACAUCUACAUCUAUAAGUAAUAUUGUUGAUAAUACUGGCGUCACAAUUACUACUAGCUCGACUAAUAAUAGUAAUAAUAAUAACAAUAAUAAUAAUAAUAAUGGUUAUAUAAACGGUAAUAAUUGUGCAUACAGUUGUAGUAAUGUUGUUGAUUAUAAUUCCAACUUAACCAAAAGUAUAAAAACAAAUGAUGCUAUGAAUUUGUCAACAAAACGUAAACGUUCACGUCCUGUUUAUAUUUCACCAGAAAAUGAAUCAAAACGUGGUUCCAGUGAAUCCGACCAAUUAAUGGAUGGUGAAGACAUGAGUAUGAAACGAUAUCAUACAGAAAGAACCAGUUCACUUAUAAACAACACUGAAAACACUGAUUUAUGUAUUGAUGAUAAGAAAUCUUGUUGGGAAUUAAAGCGAAAUGCACUAGAUAUACAUGAACAAGAUAAUGAAGAAAAUGACAGUGAUGACGAUCAUAGGCCGACUGUCAAUCGGUCAUCGUCACCUACUUCACCGAUCUCGUUAACAAGAAAUACGAUUAUGCAAUCAAAACCGAAUAUUACGGUAACGCGUAAUCAAUUAUCUUAUCACGUCGCUCAAUAUUUAAUUAAAGAUAUCAAACCUCCUGAAAUAAUUGAUGGUGAAGGCUUUCGAAAACUGUUAUCAUUAUUCACAAAUCAUAAAUUACCGACUAUAAAAGAAAUUUCCGAAAUCACAUUUCCUGAAUUACAUGCUAGAAUAGAAGAUCAUUUAAAUGAAUUACUUGAUAAUAGAAUGAUGCAAGAUAAUUCAUUUAAUCCACUAGUUAGUUUUUCAAUUGAAUUAUGGAAUACAAUAAGUAAUAAUAAUAAUACUGCAUCUGAAGAUUGUAUCACUACUGAAAACAAGCAACAAUUUGCCAACAUUGGUGUUCAUUAUAUUUCUAGUCAGCCAACAAUAACACAUAAUUAUCUAUACAAAUCUAUACAAAAUCCAAAUCGAACGAAUUUACUUGAUGCGGUGGAAAAAUGCCGAGAACGUUUAUUAUCUAAACUUCAAUCUCCACUAAGUGAUGGUAUAACAGAAAUUUCAACAACAUCCUCAGAAGUGAAUACAAUGACCAUAUCAUCAUCAUCAUCGGAAACUACAUCAACGGAGAUUUCUGAUAAAAAAAUCGAUAACAAAAUAUCGGAACAAUCUCAGUCAGUACUGAAAAUUAUGCAAUGGCCAGUAACAAUUGUAACUAAUCAUGCUGAAUAUCUGAGAAACAUGAUUGAUGAAACUAAAUCAAAUAUGAUCAUAUUACCAUGUCUUGUAUCAGAAUUAUCGAAAGCUUUAUUAGUAGGACUCAAUACCGACAUAUUUCGAAAUUUAAUGAAGAACUUAUUAAAAUUGUAUCAAUGUAAAACAAUGGAAAAUAUCACAGAAUAUUCAUUUAACAGGUCUAACUUAGAUGUUAAAGAAUUACAUUGUUGUAAAGCUGUUUAUGAUUUAUUAAACUGGUAUUUAAAUAAGUAUUCAUUUGAUGAAGAUAAUAAUGAUAAUAACAAUAAUAAUAAUACUACUACUAAUAAUAAUAAUAAUAACAAUAAUAAUAAUAAUCAUGAAGGUUUCAUUAAUGGUGACGAGAUGGAUACAAAUGAAAAUUGUCUAAAUGAAAUCGAUAUGGAAACGAUAAAAGGAAUCAUUUCUGUCUUAGGUACAAUCGGACAAACAUUGGAGUUUAUUCAUAAAAAAGAUCUUAUUUUAACUGGUUCAAUGAUUGAACCAAUUCUAACAAAUUUAUGUGAUACACGUCUUGCAUAUGAUGCAUCAAAUUCAACUAUUGUUAAAGAAUUCAAGUCAACAAUUGUAUCCUAUUUAAUGAAUUCUUUUCCUAAUCAUGGUACAAUUUACGAAACAUUAUGGAUUGCUAGUUUAUUGGAUCCACGUUUCAAAAGUCAAGUACAAGAUAAAAAACCAUCAGUGAUUAAAUUGUUGAAAACCAAGGUUGAUCACACAUUCAACCAGUCUUCUACUAGUAAUGUGAAUAUGAAUACACCUACAUCGAAUUCUGAUAAUCAAUCAAAUCAAAAUCGACUGCCGUCUGAAACUACAACCGCUUCAAUCGAUUCAGCCCCCAUAUCAAACAAACAUAGUGGAUUAGAAACUGUAUUUGGUUUGAAUUAUUUUCCGCGUACCUCUCUAUCUGAAGUUGAUCGUUAUCUUCGUGAAGAGCCAAUCGGAUUAGAAGAAGAUCCUUAUCGAUGGUGGCAGAUGAAGUCGUCGAAUUAUCCAAAUUUAUCGUUAUUGGCUAUGUAUUAUUUAGCUAUAUCAUUGACAUGUAUUACACCAGAACGGCUGAAAUCAUUAGAUCACAUUGGAGCUAGUAAUCAAACUAUUCAAGAUAUUGAAUUAAAUUUAUUAACAUCAAUAUAUGGUAGUGAAAAUAGAAAACAAUUCCUUUCAACAUCAUUACUAUUAUUAGAUUUACCAAAUAUGAAUGAUGUUUUUGGUCAAGGUCGUUUGAAUAUUCAAGACGAAAAUCAAACAAUCUAUAAUUAUUUAUGGCAUAAUUGGCAUUUGACGAAAUUUGUUUAA